CAUCCCCACUCAUUGCCAGUAAUGCGGAUCUUCUAAGAAUCUAAGAAGGAAGCGAAAUAUCUAGAGACUUUCCGAUAAUAACUCUCUCCGACCCCCUUAAACCCUGGAAGAUUGUAUCUCUCUGUUUUGCAUCUGAUGGAUGACUCGAGUGGGGCAACGGCAAGGAUGAUCGACGAGAUAUACGAGUUCUCAGCGCCGCGUUUCUUUGAUUUCAUCAAAGGAGAGUCGGAAGAAGAAACGCGUGAAGCCGAGCUCUGGUUUGAAACCGCCUUAAGCUACGCCCCUUCUCCUUGUAUGGUUAAAAUUAAGGCCGGUAAUCGAUCCGUUCAUGUUGAGAGUCUCUGCAAUUUCAGUGAAGAAGAUCAAAUUCAAAAGGCCUCGGAAGCUUCAGAUGAAGCAGUUCCUAAUCCUAAUGGCGCAGAAGACAAGCCUCAAACCGUGCCUGAUAAAGUAAAGGAAGCAGCUCCUAAUCCUAAUGGCUCAGAGGACAAGCCUCAAACUGUGGUCGUGCCUGAUAAAGUAAAGGAAGAAGAAGUCAAACCCUCUGAGGCAAAUGUUGAAAACAAUCAAAUUGUCAAUGAGAGUCCUAAUCAUAAAGACAAGGAGCAAGUAGAGAUUCUAUGUGCUCAAGAGAAAGAAAGUGUCCUGACUGAAAAAGGACGUUCAAAUGUAACUGGUGACAAGGAGAAAGCCAAUUCUUCUGUGCAAGUAGAAACCGAAGCUUGCACUCCUAAACCAUUGAUGAAUUCUCAGAAAAAACCGUUGAGUGACAAGAAGCACCAGACAGCUAAAAAGAUAGCUAGUAUGAUAAGGAAUCCAUCAUCAGUGUUGAAGCCGAAAAAAGGCAGUGCUGGAACUCCUAAUUUGGCUCUAGAGAACCAAGCCAUUAAACGUCAGAAACUAGAUGCAGGGAGGUCUAGACAGAUCCUAAACGUAAAAUCCCACCACUUGCCCCACAAGUCGAAACUCGGUCUUAUCAGUGGUAGUUCCAACUUGUGCUCUUCUACGGCUAAAACUUCUAACAAAUUGGAAAGAAAGGUUUAUGUUCGAGAACCAGCAGCACCAUUCGUCUCAAUGGCCGAAAUGAUGAAGAAAUUCCAAUCGAGUACCAGAGAUUUAUCACUUCCUAACAGUUUUCCUUCAAAUAUUAAGCCUACGCUCAAAUUGACAAGGCCAAAAGAACCUGCAUUUGAAACAGCUCAGAGAGUGCGCUCUGUUAAAGUAAAGAGCACCGCGGAGCUUGAGGAAGAAAUGAUGGCUAAAAUUCCAAAAUUCAAAGCUAGGCCACUAAAUAAGAAGAUUUUUGAAGCUCAAACGGUACCUGUAUUACCAAGAAAAGCUCCAAAGCCUCCAGAAUUUCAGGAAUUUCAUUUAGAGACAAUGACUAGAGCCAAUAAGAACGCAGAGACGCCUUCAAUAGCUUCAACAGAAGUUUCUCGUCAGAAUAAUCCGUGGAGACCUCAUCUCACAGAACCCAAAACCCCUACACUUCAAACAUCACUGAGGGCACGGCCUUCAAAGGUCAAAAGUUCUGUUGAAAUUGAGGAGGAAGAACUUCAAAAAGCACCAAAAUUUAAGGCAAGGCCAUUGAACAAAAAGAUAUUUGAGAGCAAAGGAGAAUUGGGAAUCUUCUAUAAUGCAAAGAAACAAGCGACAAUACCUCAAGAAUUCCAUUUUGCAACAAAUGAUAGGAUACCUCCAGCAGCAUCCGUUGUUGAUUUAUUUGACAAGCUUUCUCUGAAAUCAGAAUCUAGCCAUGAUCCAAUUCCAAGAAACACCAUUCCCAAUCCAUUCCAUCUGAAAACAGAGGAAAGAGCAGUUGAGAAGGAAAGGAAGUUUGUGAUAGAAAUUAUAGAGAAGCAGUUUCAAGAGGAAAGAGCCAGGGUUCCCAAGGCUAAUCCAUAUCCUUACACCACUGACUACCCUGUGGUUCCUCCAAAACCAGAACCCAAGCACUGUACAAAACCAGAACCCUUCCAAUUGGUGAGUCUGGUGCGGCAUGAGGAGGAGAUGCAAAGAGAGAUGGAAGAAAGAUUGAGAAAGGAGAAAGAAGAGGCAGAGAUGAGGAUCUUCAAAGCCCAACCAAUUCUAAAAGAGGACCCAAUUCCUGCUCCAGAGAAAGUACGCAAGCCCCUGACUCAAGUGCAAGAAUUCAGUCUCCAUGUUAAUCACAGGGCGGUGGAAAGAGCAGAAUUCGAUCAAAAAAUCAAAGAGAAAGAAAUGAUGUACAAGAGAUACAGGGAGGAGAGUGAAGCUGCUAGAAUGAUAGAGGAAGAGAAGGCAGUGAAGCAAUUGAGAAGGACAAUGGUUCCCCAUGCUAGGCCUGUUCCAAAGUUUGACAAUCCAUUCUGCCCACAAAAGUCUUCCAAGGAAACAACAAAACCCAGAUCACCACAUCUUCGGGUUGUACAGAGGAAAGAAAGGAGGAAAAUAAUGAGUACUCUGUCUACUGCAACUUCCAGUCCCGCCACUAGUAUGAGGUGAUUUUGGUUUGAGGAAGGCAGGCCGCUGGGGUUGUUCAAGAACUUUUGAGGAACCCCUGGGUUGGUUCAAAUUGUAAAAAAAAAGAAAAGGAAAUUCUUUGUACCAUUAAUUUCAUUAGACCCCGAAAUAUGUAAUUCUACUUGGCAUGAAAUUAUUUAUGGAUUUUAUUAUGAAGUAGAAAGCAAAAUCGGUUUUCUCA
This is a messenger RNA of Gossypium raimondii (Peruvian cotton), 2683 nucleotides long. Its product is annotated as protein TPX2. Gene Ontology annotation, biological process: activation of protein kinase activity; regulation of mitotic spindle organization; mitotic spindle assembly. Lineage: Eukaryota; Viridiplantae; Streptophyta; Magnoliopsida; Malvales; Malvaceae. Gene Ontology annotation, cellular component: mitotic spindle; nuclear microtubule. Gene Ontology annotation, molecular function: microtubule binding; protein kinase activator activity. Bases 136 to 2484 code for a protein of 782 amino acids. The record is from RefSeq and is a predicted model, not a curated record. The transcript has 19 exons.